This is a messenger RNA of Gongylonema pulchrum, 186 nucleotides long. The record is from the annotation of a GenBank genome assembly. NCBI's taxonomy places the organism in Eukaryota, Metazoa, Nematoda, Chromadorea, Rhabditida, Gongylonematidae.
AUGUACACGAAACUUGUGGAAGCACUGUGCAGUGAGCAUCAAAUCCCGCUGAUCAGAGUGAAAGAAAAGAAACAGCUGGGCGAAUGGAUUGGACUGUGCAAGUACGAUAAAGAGGGGAAAGCACGAAAAGUUUGUCUUUGCUGCAUAUCUAGUUUAGCCAGGUUAAACUCGGAAAUCGCUGCUCGA